Malaya genurostris is the source of this 1105-nucleotide messenger RNA. RefSeq lists its product as uncharacterized. The coding region runs from base 263 to 1033 and encodes 256 amino acids. The record is from RefSeq and is a predicted model, not a curated record. Lineage: Eukaryota; Metazoa; Arthropoda; Insecta; Diptera; Culicidae. The transcript is spliced from 5 exons.
UUAAGCCGAUGGAGAUCAAGUUCGAACCAACAGCGUACGCAGAACUCAUUGGCGUAAGCAACUGUAAUCCAGUAAAUCACGUAAUAAAAAGUCAGCCAUUAUUUUGUCACGAGACAGUAAUUGUUUGUCAGUCAGUGAUAGAACUGUGAACUCGUCAGUCACAAUACCUACUCUAAUACCGGAGAAGUUGUUUCGGUUUUGAUUGAGACGUCUUGCUACCGAUUCACCCGUUGGCCAUCGCACGGAAAGAAAGCAUUCUGCCAUGUAUAAGCUGCUCAUCGUAUUUGCUCUAGUUGGAGUGAUAAUCGCCGCUCCCUCGCAGCGUGAUGAGAUUGAUGACGAGAUUGGUUCGAUCAGACAAUGUUUCAAUGAUAUGGUCGUUUCUUUCGAGGAACAAAUGUUAGAUGAGUUACGAGAAACGAUAGCCGAUGCUCACUUCACAAUCGGUGUUUUACUCGAACGUCGUCAACGCUGCGAGGAACUUCCGAUGGACGAUCCACCAACGCGGCCUCAGUUAAUCGCUCUCGAGGCCUGUAGAAAUGCCUGGCGCAUGAAUGUGGCAACCGAACUGACUCGCCUCACUAUUGCUUUCAAUCAGCAUCUCGAGUCGGGACGUGAUUUGCUUGUAGAAUUCAUUCAAUGUUCCUGGGCCAACUUACCGCGCCCGCGACAACUGGAAUUUCAGCUUCCACAGCGCAGUGAGAGUGCAGUAGAUGAAGACCUGAUCGCUCAAUGCUUGAAUCGUCCACUGGAAUUUAUUGAGACUGGCAAAAUGGACCAAGCACUCGAGUUGAAUGGUGCGAGCCGACAAAUUUUUGCCGAUCUGAUAGAGCAACGCAGACGGUGUAAUGAGCUCCCGCGGGAUGAUCCACCAACGCGUCCGCAGGAAAUCUCUUUCCUGACUUGUGAGAAUGUGUGGCGACUGAACGCGGUCAUCGACUUGAGUAGAGUUUCGGCAGCUCUGAGCAGUCACGCCGAUGGUGGGCGUGAUCUUAUCAGUGAUUUUUCGGAAUGUUCGGGCUUCAGUUUAUAAGAUUAGGUUUUUAGUGGCAACGAAAUUAUCGGUGUCGAUGCAACAAGACAGUCUAUCAAAAUACGAACAAAA